AUGGACUUGAGCGCCUGCGCGCGCUGGUUCUGCAGCAGACGCGCGGCGGGCGGCAGCGGGAAGGGGGCGGCCGACUGCCCGGUGGGCGGCGACUGCCCGGCGGCGGGCGCCGGCCCAGGGCCAAGUGCCGGCGGCUCCGGCGCUUGUGAUGACGUCGUGCCGCCUCCCAAGAACUGUUUCAGGUUAGUUGUGUUAGUCGACUUUUCUUCAUUGUUCAUUCGUCUGAUUUUCUUUUUGGUUUUCACAGGGUCAGCGAGGGUGGGAAAAACGUGCCUAGUUGCCAGGUUUCUUGGAGGUAAAUUCCAGGAAUGCUACACUCCCACUAUCGAGGAUUUCCACAGAAAAUUAUAUAGAAUCAGGGGGGAAAUUUAUCAACUGGAUAUCCUGGAUACGUCUGGAAACCAUCCGUUUCCAGCGAUGCGAAGACUCUCAUUUUUAACAGGAGACCUAUUCGUCAUAGUGUUCAGCAUGGACAGUAGAGAAACUUUCGAAGAAGCAAUAAGAUUAAGGGAACAAAUCAUAGAGACUAAGGUGAAUGCAGGGGCAGGAUCUUCAAGCACCGUUGGCCUGAGGAAGAAAUCUCUUCCGAGGGUGCCGAUGUUGUUAGCCGGAAAUAAAUGUGAUAAGGAAAUGAGGACUGUCACCGCGGAAGAGGCGCAGACCUACUGCGACACCCAAGACUCGAGCUGUGCCUUCGUCGAGACCUCGGCCAAGAAGAACUACAAGGUCGAAGAGGUGUUCUACCAGCUAUUCCUUGCCGCCGGUCUGCCCCUCGAGAUGGCGCCCAAUCACCACAAGCGCGUCAGCGCCCAUUUCGGCGCGCCCUGCCCCCUGCCACCGCCCACGCCCGCCCACAUGGCUAAAAAGUACCACUUGUCGGUGAAGAGGAGGUUGAGCGACGCUUGCGGGGUCGUUACGCCCAACGUGCGGCGGCCCAGCAUCCGCACGGAUCUGAUGAUCAUGAGGACUAAGACGUGCUCCUUGGGGGACUCUCCAGGAAACUCGAAUAAUUCCCCCAUCCGGUGGAGGCGAGUGGAGAAAGAGUGUGUUUUGCAGUGAACGCGUAAUCAUCUACACUUCGAGUGGCAUGUUUAAAAAAAAUCAUUGAUUUCUAUGUUUCGCUCCAUUCUCCUGGAACUUUGUGAUUUUUCGAUCGGAUUCUGAGAUUUAUGAAACGUCGAAAGCCCAUUUCGAGCUUUUGCUUUUCAUUCGGAGCCAGC
Phaedon cochleariae (mustard beetle) is the source of this 1220-nucleotide messenger RNA. Lineage: Eukaryota; Metazoa; Arthropoda; Insecta; Coleoptera; Chrysomelidae. The record is from the annotation of a GenBank genome assembly.